Molecule: messenger RNA, 978 nt
Organism: Eremothecium sinecaudum
Lineage: Eukaryota; Fungi; Ascomycota; Saccharomycetes; Saccharomycetales; Saccharomycetaceae
Product: homocysteine S-methyltransferase family protein
Exons: 1
Coding region: 1-978 (325 amino acids)
Biological process (GO): S-methylmethionine cycle
Molecular function (GO): S-adenosylmethionine-homocysteine S-methyltransferase activity
Source: RefSeq, a predicted model, not a curated record
AUGAAGCCAAGCAUCACCGAUUACCUCAAAACUGAAGUCCUAAUACUAGAUGGUGGAAGUGGCUCAGAGCUAGAAAACAGAGGCCUUACAAUUGGUAAAAACCCGUUCUGGUCGACAGUUCCCUUCUUAACUAAAGAUGCUUCUCAGUUAAAUAUUGUGAGGGAAAUGUAUAAAGAUUUUCGCGACGCAGGAGCAAGGGCAUUGAGCACUAUUACCUAUCAGUCCAGUUAUCACUCUCAUAUUAAGUACGGUGAUGGUUCAGUUACCAAUCGCCAGGAAUAUUCCGACUUCUUAGAUUAUAUUAUUGGGUUUACUUACGAAAAAUGCAUAGACAGUGACCAAGACUAUCUUAUUGGAUCAAUUGGACCAUAUGCUUCCUACCUUAGCGACGGAAGUGAAUAUACUGGCGAUUACGGUUUUGCAACAAUCAACUUUGCCAGUUACUAUGAGCCUCAGGCUACAAAGUUCGCCAGUGACAGUAGAAUUGAUCUUAUAGCGUUUGAAACUAUCCCAAAUCUUGAAGAAAUUACGGCUAUUAUGCAGCAAGAGUUUACCGGAAUGUUGCAGGGCAAGCCAUUUAUCAUAAGUAUUUCAACGGAUAGAGAAGGUAAUAUGAGAGAUGGGACCACGCCCGAGAGACUCUGUAACACCAUCAGACAGCAUAUGGGAACAUUUCCUCCUAAUCUUUUGUCCUUCGGUAUUAACUGUGUAGAAUUUCAAAGCUCUGAUAUUAUCCUACAGAAACUCAAUUCGUUACUCCACGAUUGUCCUGUAAAAUUCCAUGCAGUUUAUCCAAACUCGGGUGAAUUGUACGAUGCGAAGACCGCAAAAUGGCAACGUAACAUGAAUAUAACUUUUGAACCUACUUGGGAACAUCUAGUUUCUAAGUUUCUCGCGCAAGGCUGUAAGAUAAUCGGCGGAUGCUGCAGAACGACCCCAAAGGACAUCAAGCAGAUUGCAGAUGCCGUACGGAAAUAG